Ficedula albicollis (Collared flycatcher) is the source of this 3873-nucleotide messenger RNA. RefSeq names its product angel homolog 2 (Drosophila) (gene ANGEL2). Lineage: Eukaryota; Metazoa; Chordata; Aves; Passeriformes; Muscicapidae. Gene Ontology annotation, molecular function: mRNA 3'-UTR binding; 3'-5'-RNA exonuclease activity. Gene Ontology annotation, biological process: 3'-UTR-mediated mRNA stabilization. The record is from RefSeq and is a predicted model, not a curated record. The coding region runs from base 48 to 1730 and encodes 560 amino acids. The transcript is spliced from 10 exons.
GGGGCGCGGCGCCGGGAGCGGGGCCCGGGCCCGCCGGGAGACACUCCAUGCUACCCCGCCAUGUGCAGAGGCUGGGCAGAGACUGGAUCACCCACUGGAAUGGCUCCCAGAUACUGGCCUUGAACAGCCCAGUGCCCAGCUGUGUGAGAUGGGCCGGACACUGUCCUCCCUGGGCCUCCUUUCCACUCCCUCUUCCAGCUGAUUUUUCAGCAAACUGGAGAUUCCAUCCAUUUUUUGGGCCUUGGAGGCAAUUUCAGACCUCUAAUUGGCAUCUUGAUAACUACACACAAAGUUGUUGCUUUCACCUACCCAACCCCACUAUGAAAUCUGAGGGAGAAGAACCAUUGACAAAGAAGAGAAGACUCAGUGGCCAGGAUGAUACUUCAGCUCCUGAACAAGAAACAAACUUGUCUAAUCAGAAAGAAGUAUCUUGUCUUUCUGUAGAACAGAAUGAAGAAAAACAUGGCAGCAGGAAAGGAACCAUCAAAAGACACUGGGAAUAUUUCUGUCAGCAGAGUAAAACAAUGAAAAUCGCUAAAAAUAAAGGAUCUGACCAAAGCAGUACAGGAAGUGAGGCAGCAUUUGAUUUUACAGUCAUGUCCUACAAUAUUCUCUCACAGAAUUUGUUGGAAGACAACUCUCACCUGUACAAACACUGCAGGCAGCGAUUAUUAUUCUGGACAUACAGAUUUCCCAACAUCCUGCAAGAAAUCAAAGAGCUGGAUGCAGAUGUGCUGUGCUUACAAGAAGUCCAAGAAGACCACUACAGAGCAGAGAUCAAGUCAAGUUUGGAAUCCCUGGGGUAUCACUGUGAGUAUAAAAUGAGGACAGGCAGAAAACCUGAUGGCUGUGCCAUUUGCUUCAAAACUUCCAAAUUCAGCCUGAUUUCCUCAAACCCCGUGGAGUUUUUUCGCCGUGAUAUCCCACUCUUGGACAGGGACAACGUUGGACUGGUGUUGCUGCUGCAGCCCAGAUUUCACUGUAAAGCCAAUGCUGCCAUCUGUAUUGCCAAUACACACCUGCUGUACAACCCAAGGAGAGGGGACAUCAAACUGACCCAGCUUGCAAUGCUCCUGGCAGAGAUUGCCAGUGUUGCCCCUCAGAAGGAUGGCUCCUUCUGCCCCAUUAUCAUCUGUGGGGACUUCAAUUCUGUUCCUGGCUCUCCACUGUACAGAUUUAUAAAGGAAGGAAAGUUAAAUUAUGAAGGACUUGCUAUAGGGAAGGUCUCUGGACAAGAACAGUUUCCAAGGGGACAAAGAAUCUUAUCUAUUCCAAUUUGGCCAAAAAAAUUAGGUAUUUCACAAAACUGUGUAUAUGAAAUUAAACAGCAACAAAAGGAAGAAAAUGCAGGAGAAAAAUUGGAAGCAGCAAAACAGGACAACACUCAGGAGAUUGUAAUAGCAUCUGAAAAGUUGUCUUCGAAAUUGAGGCACCAUUUUAAAUUGUCUUCAGUCUAUUCUCAUUACUUCCCUGACACUGGGAUACCAGAAGUGACAACUUGUCAUUCCCGAAGCGCUGUCACCGUGGAUUAUAUUUUCUAUUCUGCAGCAAAUGAUGAUACUGCUGCCCAGCCAGGAGCAGAGGAUUCUUUUUGUGGAGGUCUGAAACUUCUUGGCAGGCUGGCACUUGUAACAGAGAAAGAUCUUUGGACUGUUAAUGGUCUUCCCAAUGAAAAGAACUCUUCUGACCACCUGCCACUGCUAGCAGAGUUCAGGCUCAUUGAACGGUAAUAUCCAAAGGACUUUGGGUGGAGGGAGUGCAGGUAAAGUGCAGCAGCAGGAAGCCCUCCGGAGCCCGCGGUGCGGCUGGGUCAGAUGCGCAGCUGGUAGCCCACCUCGUUGAGUGUAGCCAGGUCUGCUUUCUUGUCCAGCACCGCCGGCCUGCGCACAGGGGAGGCAAGAGGUGUGGACAGCACAGCAGUCACACAGGGAAAAGCUUGCCUCAGAGGAGGGCUGCAUAGAACUAAUGGCAUUUAAACAUGAUCCUGGUAAGUCUGCUACAGGAGCUACUAGAUAGAGCUAUCUGCGUGUUGCCUCUGAAGCACCAGUGAACGACCAGCUGUGCCAUGCUGGGAUCCAGGAUGUGAGACCAAAGCACCCCCUCCUCCUGACUUGAGAGAGGGCCUAAAUGAGUAGCUAAGACUAGACACACCCCACCUGUCAUCUACCCCGGAGCAGGACUCCAGCUUUUAGAAUAAAGCUGAAACAGCUGAGAGCAAACAGGCAGGGCCUCUCACAUGGCCACUGCGUGCUGGCUUUCCCAGCCUGGCUCUCUGUGAAGGGCUGGAGCCUACCAAACAGAAAACAUGGUGGACGCCCUUCAGUCUCCUGGCAUCCAACAUUCUGAUACCAUUCACCUGAGUCAUCACACAUGGAUGCUGUUAGGCCAUUUAAGUAUUCCAACAGCCUGAACCAAAGGAAACCUUGAGCUAUCAGUCUCUCUUCUUAGCAAGCAAGGGAAAUGUGUCAACAGAGUUGUCAAACCAAAACCAUCCAGCUGAUUUAUAGUCUGUGGAAGCUCUAAUCUGAGGGCUUAUUGCAGGCUCUUGGCUGUUUUCACACUAAGCCGUCUGUUUGCUUUUCUAAAGACAGGCAUUGUUUAAAGCACACAUUUCUCUAGUGCUCCAUAGCACGUCUGCUUCCCUGCAGAAACACAGCUAAAGCCCCAGUGGUACCAUGGGAUGCUGAUCAUGGCUCCAGUGCUUCCAGCUCCUCAGCUCUGGUUUCCAGCUCUGUGUGCUUGCUCUUUGCUCACUGUGCAGCAGAUGUGACCCCUGAGUUUGCUCAGCCAGGCUGGCACUUAUCUCCCCGCUGCAGGCUGCCAGCCCAUUCCUGCUGGAGCGGCUCAGGGCAGGCAGCAGGGCCACAGGCAGGCUGGAAACCAGGCAAAGCCCAGCCCUGCCUGUGGCACACUGCUGGGGCACACACCAGGGAAGGGCUGUACUGCUGCAGCCCCGGGAACUGGGGGUGUAUAGCUCACAUAUGCAACAGAGCCCCUGAAAUAUUUUUUAAUUCUUUGAUUCAGUAUGGAUUUUUUUUUUCUUUUUAAGAGGAGAAUUGCUAACACCAGAUCUCUGCUGAGAAUCUGCACAGCAUUUGAGAGCUGGGAACAUUGCUAUGGACAGCUAAUCUCUUCUGCCUAGUGGCACACUGAAUGAAACCUGUUGCUUUGCCACUUACCUAAGCACCUCUCAUAAUAACCCCACCAUCCUCACUGCACUACUGCCCUGCACCAUGCCUGUGUUUGUCUCAGUUUAACUACUUCACAGAAGUGAAGGAGUCUUCACUAGUCUCUCUCACAUGCAGGAAGGGAUCACACUUAAAGAAAUCAUUGUAGGAUAGUUUGCAUUUUUCCACACUAUUCCUUCAGAGCAGAUGGGAUUUGACUAACCAGUAAACAAGCUAAAAGCUGCAUCCCUCAGAGCUUGCGUAGGAGUCAGAGACCAGCAAGAGAUACACUGUAUGAAAUUUCUAGUGUCCUUCCUCCCUCUCUCCAAUUUCGGGAUCCUCUUCACACCUUUUUCUCCCUCCUUUUAAUUAAGGUCACAAUAGGGUAUUAAUUAAAGCAUGUAGUACCCUCUCUGAUUAUGCAAGAGACAUGGGGAGUCACUGUACACCCAUGGUGACGAGCCCAUUUCCACAACUGUCUGUAGCUUUUACAGACAGAUCCCAUUCUCCUUGGCUGGCAAAUGACCUCAUGCCAAAUGUGCCCUCUGAGGCAAGGAGCCUCUGCUUUACUGGCCCAUCAGAUCACACCUCCUGUCCGAAGCACCCUGACCCUGAGCAGGUGAGCAAGCUGUGCUCACAUGAUACAGCACACAGUAUUCAUGAGCUGUCUGCACUGGAGCUGCCUGAUUUUAAUAUCAUCCUGCCC